AUGAGGGGACCCCGAGCCUAGUCGGCCAAUAGCAACAACGGUCUGGGUAUAAAUACUGAAGCCCAUCACCUGGUAGAGUUGGGCAACCCUUACAAUUGGUGGACAGGAUCUGAUCCCGGGAUCUGUUAACUCUUUCUUUUCUCCUAAGCAGGUGGAGUAAGAAUCGCAACCAUGGCGAAGAAUUGUCACAACGACUACAAAAUGAAGUUCUCCAAGGACGAGGAGUUCCCCGAUCUGUCCCUGCACAACAACCACAUGUCCAAGGUGCUGACCAAGGAGAUCUAUGAAAAGCUGAGGGGAAAGUCCACCCCCAGCGGCUUCACCGUGGAUGACGUCAUCCAGACUGGUGUUGACAACCCUGGUCACCCCUUCAUCAUGACUGUUGGUUGCGUUGCUGGUGAUGAGGAGUGCUACGAGGUCUUCAAGGAUCUGCUGGACCCCAUCAUCUCCGACCGUCAUGGUGGAUACAAACCCACCGACAAGCACCACACCGACCUGAACUUCGAGAACCUGAAGGGUGGUGAUGACCUGGACCCCAACUACGUGCUGUCCAGCCGUGUUCGUACCGGCCGCAGCAUCAAGGGAUUCACCCUGCCCCCCCACAACAGUCGUGGAGAGCGCAGAGGCAUUGAGAAGCUGUCCAUUGAGGCUCUGGCCAGCCUGGACGGUGAGUUCAAGGGAAAGUACUACCCCCUGAGCGGCAUGACCGACGCCGAGCAGGAUCUGCUGAUCGCUGAUCACUUCUUGUUCGACAAGCCCGUGUCUCCCCUGUUGACCUGCGCUGGUAUGGCCCGUGACUGGCCCGAUGGCAGAGGCAUCUGGCACAACGACAACAAGACCUUCCUGGUCUGGGUGAACGAGGAGGAUCACCUGCGUGUCAUCUCCAUGCAGCUGGGAGGCAACAUGAAGGAAGUCUUCAGACGCUUCUGCGUUGGCCUGCAGAAGAUUGAGGAGAUCUUCAAGAAGCACCAGCACGGCUUCAGUUGGAACGAGCAUCUCGGUUACAUCCUGACCUGCCCCUCCAACCUGGGAACCGGCCUGCGCGGUGGUGUGCAUGUUAAGCUUCCCAAGCUCAGCACACACGCCAAGUUCGAGGAGAUCCUGACCAGACUGCGUCUGCAGAAGCGUGGAACAGGUGGUGUGGACACAGCCUCCGUGGGUGGUGUGUUCGACAUCUCCAACGCUGACCGUCUGGGCUCCUCCGAGGUGGCACAGGUCCAGCUGGUGGUUGAUGGUGUCAAGCUGAUGGUUGAGAUGGAGAAGAAGCUUGAGAAGGGAGAUUCCAUCGAUGGCAUGAUCCCCGCCCAGAAGUAAAGUGGACAGACAACCAAUGACUGAAUGACUGUCUGUUUGUUUUUUUUACAUUAUAAAAAAUGAACGGAAACUUUGUUGUAAAGUUGUUUUGCUGGUUCUGGCCAACUGGCUACUUUCGGCUCACUUCUUUCCAUCUGCGCCUUCCUUUCUUUCUUACUUCUGGUAACCUUACUCAUCUUUACCUUCCUGUCCUUUGUCUCUGAUUCCUAAUUUCAUGUUACUUUAAUCACCUCUCUGUCCAUCUUCUCUGUAACAUCCUGGGAUCAAUCCAUACAUAGUCUGGUCAUGGCUAUGUAUGCGCACGUAAAAAUGAUUUAUUUAGGUUGAAAAUGAUAACUGGACAAUUAAACUACACCCCAUUUAACAAUCAAA
Molecule: messenger RNA, 1686 nt
Organism: Cottoperca gobio
Lineage: Eukaryota; Metazoa; Chordata; Actinopteri; Perciformes; Bovichtidae
Gene: ckmb
Product: creatine kinase, muscle b
Exons: 9
Coding region: 172-1314 (380 amino acids)
Biological process (GO): phosphocreatine biosynthetic process
Molecular function (GO): creatine kinase activity
Source: RefSeq, a predicted model, not a curated record